AUGGGUGUUGUCAGCAGUUCUAGCGUAUAUUCUCAUACUAAAAUCGACAUUCGGGUAUGGGACGACAAACUGAGCAAGCCCAACUCACCACCACGCCCAUACCCUUUGGCCAUCGACUGUGGUAUCUUCUUCAUGGUAAGUUACUGUAUUAGUUAUGGUCUAGCAAAGACUGUCCUUUCAUGACGAAAGUUUUGCUGGCAUAGAUAACAUUAAAAAAAGUAGCUAGGUGAUCGAUGUUGAGAUUUUAAAUAGCCAUGAGAAUAAUAUUUUAAAGUUUUACUAUGAUAUUAUUGGUUUUGUAAGCAGUAAGUUAACAUAUAUGAUGAUCAUUUUCUUUCAGCUGGCUACAAGUAUACUGGCCGUUCUGAUUGGCGUUUCUAUGAAAUGUUGUGAUCAAUCUCUGGCUGAUAUCUUUAUCCAAGAUGGUCUACUUGGAUUUGUGCCUGUUGUACCGAGUGUUUACUUCCUCAGCAGACCGUAUACUUUUAAAAUUGGCGGUAAGUUUUUUGUUUAUUUUUGAAAUUUAAAUUAUUCGAAAAUCGAAAGAUUUAUUGAUGAUAAAUCAUAUUAUUAGUAAUAAGAACCGUAUUUUAAUAUUAAAAUCUGCCAAGCUCUCCAUUUUCAGUAGUCCAACUCUUUUGCUCACUACAAUAUGCCGUUGGUACCGCCAUCAUCAUCAACGUUUACCAUUUGUGGAUUUCGUAUGGUAAAAUGGUAGACAGCCGUCUAGUAACCACUCAUUGUAUGUUUGUUGUCCUGAAGUACUUUGUCGGGCUAUUUGUUCAAUUCACAUGUCUUCCGACCAAGUACGAACUCAAGAGUUCUAGUGGUUCUAAGGAUUCUGAAGGUGCUAAGAAGAAGAAAUCUAAGAAGAAUAGUUCUAGUAAGAGCUCUAAGAAGAAGGGCAAGAAGGACGGUAAGAAACAGAAGCUGAGCAAGGAAGAGAAGAAGAAAAAGAAGAACAAGAAGAGUAAGAGCAAGAAGGACAAGAGCAGCAAGACUUCGAGUUCUAAGAGAAGCAGCAAGAGUUCGACUUCCGCUGUUUCAAAGACGUCAAGUAAAAGCUCAGGAGCUAUCAAGAGUUCAAAGAAGUCAAGUCAAAGCUCAGGAAGUACCAAGGAAUCUAAAAAGCGUUAA
Bursaphelenchus okinawaensis is the source of this 1137-nucleotide messenger RNA. Lineage: Eukaryota; Metazoa; Nematoda; Chromadorea; Rhabditida; Aphelenchoididae. The record is from the annotation of a GenBank genome assembly.